Molecule: messenger RNA, 2328 nt
Organism: Diachasma alloeum
Lineage: Eukaryota; Metazoa; Arthropoda; Insecta; Hymenoptera; Braconidae
Product: FAD synthase
Exons: 3
Coding region: 885-1565 (226 amino acids)
Biological process (GO): FAD biosynthetic process
Molecular function (GO): FMN adenylyltransferase activity
Source: RefSeq, a predicted model, not a curated record
UUCGUGAAAACCUGAGCCAAACAGACGAGUUCAUCCUCCGGAAAUUUGUCCUUAUGUGUCUCGAGGAAAUUUCUCCUCAACUCCCAGUGCUCGUCGCACUCGUGCUCAACCCUGUGCUUCUCCACAUCCCAAUUAGUAUUCACAGACAUUUCGACUAUUUUCACCCACCAAAACACCACAAAACCUCAGUUUUUACUCCAAAAAACAACAACAACCCCAGUUUUUGAGGUUAGGAGCACAAAAUCGCCUGUUUUAACCCCAAAAUCUCUUACUUCACUCCGAAAAAACAACUCUCCCGUCAAUUCCAACACGACUUCUCCCCCAGAAAACUCUUUCAACCAACAAACAAUAAAUUAUUAUCGCUUUUUCACUGAAUUUUUAUGUUUUAGGUCUUAGUCUGGCCGAAGCUUCAGAAAUAAAAAAAACUGGUGGGGGAGCAAAAAAAAUGGCGGAUGCAUCUAGAUAAAAUAAAAUUAUUUCCUCGUCACUUUUUGUUCGAUUUAUUCAGUGAUUACAAAUGUUGUUGCAGUUGUCAUAUCUUGAGGACUAAAUUAUCAAUAUUUUUUCAUAAUUUUUUAUAAAGUCUGCAUCAGCAGCUGCUGCAUGUGCGUUUCCGUAGAAAACUCCAGAUAUUUUUUAGAUUCCCAACAAUUUUUUUAACUGCAUUGUUUUUUUUUCGGGGCUAGGAGGAAAAACAAGAAAUAACAGAAGAGUUGACAUAACGGAAUUAUGAGUUGGUGAAUAAUUUGUAACGAAUUGCCACAUGUGUUGAAUAGUGAUGAAAUAGUUGGAGAUGGAAGGGGAGUGUUCACGUCAGUGGAGAUAGAGGAAGAAGAGAGAGUGAGUUGGGGAGAAAAUAAAUAAAUAAAUAAUAGUGUGUGGCGAUGGUUCUGAAUGACCAGUUCAGUGUGGAGAGGGCGAGGGCUGUCAUCGAGGCUGGAAUGCAGAGUCCACAUGUCAGGUACUCGAUACUGGUCCUGGAGGAGUGUCUCGAGAGGUAUAAUUGCGACGAGGUUAUUCUGAGCUUCAACGGGGGCAAGGACUGCACAGCUGUUCUUCAUCUGGCUGCAUCGGUUUUCCUGCUCAGGGGGAUCCACUCGCUGACGUGUCUCUACGUCACUGGGGAACCGUUCCCCGAGGUCGACGCCUUCGUGGAGAAAGCAUCCCAGUACUACAACUUGAAAGUAAUCCGCAAGAAGAAACCCAUAAAAUCCGCACUGACGGCUCUCCUGAACGAAAACAAAAAACUGAAGGCUGGCUUGAUGGGCGUGCGGAGGGGCGACCCCGGCUCGGAGAAGCUCCAGCCCUUCCAGCCGACCGACCCCAGCUGGCCCCAGCUCAUGAGGAUCAGUCCCAUCCUGGACUGGACCUACCGGAACGUCUGGGACUUCCUCCUGGAGCACGAGGUCCCCUACUGCUCUCUCUACGACAAAGGCUACACGAGUCUGGGAGAAAGGACAAAGACCUUUCCCAAUCCUCUACUGCAAAUCCCCAAUGCUCCCUCGAGUUAUCGUCCUGCUUACACUCUCAUCGACGACUCCACCGAGAGAAAUGGAAGAGGAUAACGAAAGUUAUUCUCUACUUCCCUAGUUAAUUUGUCGUGAUGGGAGGGAAUGGAGUAGAAGAAAUCAAUUAAAAAAUUUAAUUUAUUGGAGGAUUCGUCUAAUUUUUUAAAUUCGUAUUUCUACCUUUACUGAUUUUAUGAGUCUCGUGCUUGCUCAAACUGUUUCAUGAGAAAUUCAGAGUUGGAGAGAAACAUAAAUUAUGAAGAGCAUGGAAAAUUCGUCUGUGAGAAAUUGAAUGAAAUAUAUUUUUGGAAUUAUUCUGUUGAGAUCCACGAGUAACUGAUUAGCGAGGUAUUUAAUGAGUUUCUUUGUAAUUUACACAAUUAUUUUUUGCAAUUUAGUUGUAAUAUUAUUGCAGUAGAACUGGUUGUGAUUUUGUGCUUUUGUUUUAUGCAAAAUAAAUUAGAAAUGGAAGUACUUUUUAUCUUCUAUUUUACUAUUUUAAGUGAUCAGUAAAAUCGUUUUAAUGACCGUAAACGACUGAGAAGUUGAACUUUUGGGAAAAUAUUUUUGGAAUUACUCUUCCGUCCCUUUACUCUGUAUAAUAGUUUCUACAAAAUUAAUAAAGGGACUAGUCUCAUACUCUGGCCAAGACUUGAACGUCUUGAACAGCUGAAGUAAUUGUUCGGAAUUAAGUUCAUCGAAUGUUGAGUAAAUAUCGUAAUCCUCGCGGAUGAGGCGAGGUCCACAGCCAGGGAUCCAUUUUCUGUGAAAGUUCGAAGACGAAAAAAAUAAUAAAGAGAAUUACAAUUUUUUAACACUA